AUGGACCCCGUGGACACCGUUGAGGCAGUAGCGUCGACUCUCACGUCGUCUUUGGCGUUGGAGUACCUUCCUCCAGCCAAGGACUCGGUUUCCUCAAUCACCUUUUUCACCGCAUCUCUAUGGUAUUGGCUGUGGGUGUUCUUCAAGAUCAUGAACUAUGUGGUGGUGAUCAUCCCGACAAUAGUGUUGAACAUGCUUCAGAUGAGCUUUCAAAUCACCUUGUCCCUUCUGUCUAUAUUGAUAGGCUUGGUAGUCACUGUGUCUUUGUGCUACUUUAUUGUGAGACAUAAGUAUCUUACACGCUACUCGAAGGACACUCUUCCGCCUAAACAGGAAAACCUUGGGCACAACACCCGGGGCAUCGAUUACGUGACAGAGCUGCGCAAAAGAAGAGGCAAUGAUAGGUCUAAGACGUACUUGGAUGAGUUUCUAAGUGCCAUCAAGGUGUUUGGGUACCUUGAGCGGCCCGUGUUUCAUGAAUUGACCAAGAACAUGACUACGCAGCGUCUUGAGGCAGACGAAAUAUUGUAUUUGGAUGAGAAGUUGGGCUUCUCGAUCGUGGUGGAGGGAACUGUUCAGGUGUACACUAAAAUGCAAGAUAAACACGGUGCUCAUUUUGAGUUUGACGAGGACAAUGAUAAGGCUGAUAAGGACGAUAUCUUGAUCAUCAGGGGCCAGCACUAUCAGCUCCUCAAUGAGGUCAAGAGUGGGUCUGCUCUCUCGUCUUUGUUGAGUACUUUGGACCUUUUUCAUACGAGAAACACUGCAAUUUCCUCGCCAGCAUUUGGCCCCCCACUGUCUCAACUGAGACGAGCAAAUAUUGCCCGUCCCAAGCCAAUGUUGCAUAGCCGGUUCAACUCGAGACACUCGAGUACCUCUACCCCAAUUGAGCCACUCUCAUUAAGCCCAGAUCGUUCUACGAGUCCUCUGCAAGGUAAGCCCGACGAUCUGCGCAACUAUUUCAAUUCUCCUCGUAUCAACGCCACGCAGCAACCUCUGGGCGAGUCUACCGUGGGAACUCCUUUAGAACAUGGCAGCUUCCCUAUCUACGAUGAAUUGCCCGAGGUUGUUGCGAGACCAAAGCCGCUGACUUCUAAUAACGGUUACCCAUCCACAGCAACAAUUGCAAUAAUUCCCGGGCUGGCAUUUCAGAGAGUGCAAACUAGAUAUCCUAAGGCGACUUCGCACAUCGUAACUAUGGUUCUCACGCGUUUGUAUAAGGUCACUAUGAACACUGUCAACACGUACCUUGGUCUUAUACGCGAGGUCUUUGAUGCAGAAAUUGCGUUGAACGCAAUAAACGAAGAGUGCAAGUUGCCUAGUUACUUAUACGAUGGUGUUAUCGAGAAUUACAAUCAUCAAAGAGCAGAUGAGCGCGAUGGUGAGUUGGAGAAUUCCACACACAUUCUCUCUAAAUCCAAGAAGAGGCAAAAAGUUCUCCAUCGUGAAAGCUCUUCUAGGUAUGUUGUUCUCGCUAGUCGCUCUAAGCCCUCGCAUCCUGGUGAUUUGCUCUCAUCAGUACCUCUUUCAAGAACUUCAGAUUACGGUAAGUUGCAGAAUUCAUCAAUGUCAGAUGAAAGUGGAACAUUGACUAGCUGGGAUAGUCAGAGGCAUCCAAACCCGAAUGAGAUCUCGAAGUAUCGCGUGUCACCGGUUUUGAAAAAAUCAAGUUUAACAAGAAAGGAGAACAUACGCAAUAGAUCUUUUUCUGAUGAAAGGGAAGAGACGGAAGAAACUUCUUUACGUAUUGCUAUUGUCGAGAACUUAUUUAAACUUUUGGGCAUUGAUGAGAAUUCCUCGCAAUUGAAUAUGUCCGGUGUUGCGAAUGGCCAAAUAUCUGCAGAUUCUUCUAUGGUCGGGCUUUCCUCGUUGAUGAGCGAUCACUCUUUACCCGUGAGUAUCGAGAGGAACAUCUUUGAUGCCGGUAAAGAAAGAUCAUCAUCGUUUUCCUCUCCAUACUUGGGGUACCGAACCUCAUUAUCUCACAAUUCUCAGAAGUUUUAUAACACUAUUCAUCACUCAUCGAAGACAGAUCAAUCAGAAGCUAAUGGAUUAAGCGCUUCUGACAGACCUCCUUCAUCUUCCGAGGUGAACUUCUCCACUGUCAAGAAUGCCUUCAGCAAACAUAUUGAGGUGAAGUACUACAAACCGGGCCAUGUUAUUGUUCAGCAAAACGAGCCUAGUCCUGGCCUAUUCUACGUGAUUCACGGCGGUUUGGACAUUAUUCAUGACUCUCACAAAGACAAUAAGUAUGAGUCUGUGAGCAAGCGCCUUUACUCUGUGAAGCCAGGAGGUCUUGCCGGGUACCUCAGUUCUAUUGUGGGCAUUCGCUCAUUGGUCUCCAUCAAAUCAUCAAAAGAUGAAGGUGCAAUUGUUGCUCACAUUUCGAAGAAUGACCUCACUCGCUUGACGGAUAAGUUUUAUUUCCUUCAACUUCCGGUUGCGGCAAAGCUCAAGAGUUUACUUCCAAGCCUUAUUGUAACUAUUGACUUUGCUCUUGAAUGGUGUCACAUACCUGCUGGUGGAGUUUUAUGCUCUCAGGGUGACCUAGCGAACGGGUUUCACGUCGUCCUUAGCGGUCGUUUUAGAGUUGUUAAGAACAAAAAAAUGAAGGUUGAUAACGAUGAUGACGUUCCAAGCGAGAACCUUAUCGACGAAUCGAACGUGCCAAAGCAUCACCAAGAUGAUGAUGAUUUCGAGGUGCUCGGUGAGUACGGGCAUGGCGCAUCCAUUGGUGAGGUUGAGGUGCUUACCGCUUCCAGACGAACAAAUUCUCUCAUUGCUGUUAGAGACUCUGAGACAGCGAGAAUUCCAAGAACAUUAUUCGAAAUGCUCUCAUUGCAGAACCCAUCUAUCAUGGUAAAGGUGUCAAGAAUCGUGGCAAACAGGAGUCUCGAGGCUAGCAAGAGAGAUAGAACAAACACUCUUAUUGCAACAACCUCGAAAAGUUCGUUCGCUGAGAUAAACAAUGACUACAAAACAAUCACCAUAUUGCCAACAACGAAUGGUUUGCCGGUAAGAGAGUUUGCGGAUAAAUUGGUACAUGCUCUCAAGGCUCUUGAUCGUCAUGUUAUCGCUUUGGAUCGAACCUCCACCUUGUCUCACUUGGGUAGACACGCGUUUGAUGAAAGACUUGCUCAACUUAGACUUUCGGGCUACUUUGCAUAUCUUGAAGAGGAGUAUCAGACAGUUGUUUACAUUUGUGACUCUCCAUUGAAGUCGUCAUGGACAUCAACGUGUAUAUCACAAGGUGAUUGCAUACUUCUCUUGGCUGAUGCCGAAGAUUAUGAGACAGCGGCGAAUGUUGGUGAUUAUGAGAGACUCCUCUUAAAACUCAAAACUACUGCCAGAACGGAAUUGUGUUUGCUCCAUCCUGAGCCAUCUGUGUUCCCAGGGUCAACAAGCAUUUGGCUUAAAAACAGAAUAUGGGUUCAGGGUCAUCAUCAUAUCCACAUGGAGGUCAUUAAGCAACAUAACGAGAAGCCUGCUAAGAAGAAGCAGAAUAUGCUUACUGACUUGGCCGUCAAACUCAGUACCAAGGCGAACCCUAACAUAAAGAUGAAGUUUGAGAACGUGAAAUCUAGGGCCAUGAACUCUUUGAUCAAACUCAAUAACCGUGUCAAUAAAGCUGACGAUGUCCCAGUGUUAUACAAGAACGACUUCAUGAGAUUGGCGAGGAUUUUGUCAAAUGAAGCUGUUGGCUUGGUACUUGGUGGCGGAGGUUCGAGGGGUAUUUCCCAUGUAGGCGUUGUGACUGCCCUUGAGAAGCACGGUAUUCCAGUAGACUUGAUCGGAGGUACAUCCAUUGGGUCUUUUGUCGGUGGCUUGUAUGCGAAAGAGAAUAAUAUCGUGUCAAUCUACGGUAUGACGAAAAAAUUCUCAAGAAGAAUUGGAGCAGUGUGGAGGAUGCUCUUCGAUUUAACGUAUCCAGUGACAUCGUACAUCACAGGUCAUGAGUUCAACCGAGGUAUUUGGAAGGUUUUUGGUGUACAUGAGAUUGAGGAUUUUUGGAUUCGUUACUUCUGUAAUUCAACGAACAUCACCAACUCUACAAUGGAAAUCCACGAAAGAGGUUAUGCCUGGCGUUUCAUAAGAGCUUCGAUGUCAUUAGCUGGUCUUCUACCGCCUAUUACCUACAACGGGCUGAUGCUUUUAGACGGUGGGUACCUUGAUAAUCUUCCAGUAAUGGAGAUGAAAGUGAGAGGUGCAAAGCACAUUGUGGCUGUGGAUGUUGGUUCUGUGGAUGACAGAACUCCAAUGAAUUAUGGAGAUACACUUUCGGGGUUCUGGGUUCUCUUCAAUCGCUGGAAUCCAUUUUCCAAGCACCCUGAUGUACCUAACAUGAUGGACAUCCAAUUGCGCUUGGCGUAUGUUGCUAGUGUGAAUGCUCUCGAGGCAGCUAAGAAAAUGCCUGGAAUCAUGUAUCUCAGACCCCCAAUCGACGACUAUGCGACACUAGACUUCAUGAAGUUUGACGAGAUCUACAAUGUGGGAUUGGCGUAUGCUGAUGAAAUCAUCGGCAAGUGGGCAAGAGAAGGCAAAUUGCCCAAAUUUGCAGGUGUUUCAAACUUGAAACUGAAAGAGGGCCAUCCUUCAAAGAGUAUGUUCAGAAGAAACUCUAUUUAA
Molecule: messenger RNA, 4626 nt
Organism: Candidozyma auris
Lineage: Eukaryota; Fungi; Ascomycota; Pichiomycetes; Serinales; Metschnikowiaceae
Product: lysophospholipase
Exons: 1
Coding region: 1-4626 (1541 amino acids)
Biological process (GO): lipid metabolic process
Cellular component (GO): endoplasmic reticulum
Molecular function (GO): phosphatidylcholine lysophospholipase A1 activity
Source: RefSeq, a predicted model, not a curated record